AUGGAAAGGUGGCGCCAGGAGGGAAGGAGGCAAGAGAGGAAAAUGACAGGGGGCGGGGACGAAGCCCUGCCCACCCUGAAGUCUCACAAACACACACACACACCCACGUGGGCACCUCGACGAGCCUGCUGCUUGUCGGCAGAGCAGAACGCCUCCAGGUGCACUCUGGUCAUGCUGUCCAACAAUAAGCAGCUCGUACUGCCGCAGGUGCAUCCGCUGGAUGAUGUCUCGACAGUCAUUGAAGACGCGGCGGAUGUUUUCCGUGUCCACGGCACAGGUGAAGUGGGGGUAACAAUAGUGCCUGCCGUCCCCGCUUGCCGUGCUGAUCCUCUGUUGAAGGAAAAAGGAAACAAAGAUAGGGUCAAAGCCCUUCAGGGGUGGAUCAAGGUGUGGGGAGGGCUCACCAUCAUCGGGUGUGAAGUAACGCGCAAAUUCAGGGAAGUAUUCCUCAAUUUUGGAUUUUCCUGCCAGCACUUUCUCUGCAAGCAGGUCCUGUUUAUUUAG
Menidia menidia (Atlantic silverside) is the source of this 504-nucleotide messenger RNA. Lineage: Eukaryota; Metazoa; Chordata; Actinopteri; Atheriniformes; Atherinopsidae. The record is from the annotation of a GenBank genome assembly.